AUUGCUUAUGUCAGUACUUACACCUUUCUAAGGCUAGGUUCAUAUCUGUGCGGGUGGUGCCAAUGCGAAUCCGCACAAAAAUCCGUGCAGCCGCACCACCCGCACAGAGGAAUGCGGACCCGCAGGUGGGUGCUAUUAGUUCUAAUGGCACGCAGCCCACACUGGAAAACACAACUGUACUGGGAACGGAGGUUCCCGUGUGGGCUGCGUUUUCAGAAGUGCAGGGACUUCUUCCCUGCAUGUCACGGGCACGGGAGUCCAUUCAGAUGAAUGGGCUCUCGCAGGGGCGGACUGACAAC
Messenger RNA from Staurois parvus, 299 nucleotides. NCBI's taxonomy places the organism in Eukaryota, Metazoa, Chordata, Amphibia, Anura, Ranidae. The record is from the annotation of a GenBank genome assembly.